This is a messenger RNA of Mytilus californianus (California mussel), 564 nucleotides long. RefSeq names its product complement C1q-like protein 3. The record is from RefSeq and is a predicted model, not a curated record. The coding region runs from base 12 to 545 and encodes 177 amino acids. The transcript has 3 exons. NCBI's taxonomy places the organism in Eukaryota, Metazoa, Mollusca, Bivalvia, Mytilida, Mytilidae. Gene Ontology annotation, molecular function: protein binding.
GACGAAUUAAUAUGGCAUCCACUGUAGUUUUCUUGUUUGUAUCUGUUCUGGUGACAUUUGGUGUUCAGGGUUCCUGUCCUCCAAGUAUUGGAAAUGACGUCUUUGAAGACCUAAUAAAUGUGAUGGUAAAAGUCAAGUGUCAGCAAUCAGUCAGUCAGCCUAGUUUGCAACCAGCUUUCUUUGCAACCUUGCCUAAAACCGUUUCACUUGGUACGAAUGCUGUACUCAAACUUGAUCGUAUAGUGACAAAUAUUGGGAAUGGAUAUGAUCCAAACUCUGGAGUCUUUACAGUUGGUAAAUCAGGACUGUACGAAUUUGCUGCAAAUUUCAUCUCAAAUGGUGAUAAUUGGCUUGAGUUAAAUCUAAUGAAAAAUAACGAGUUCAUAGUAAAAGGGCAUUCAGCAAAGGAUCAUGGUACAGCAGGUUCACUUCAGGCCAUAUUACAAGUGAAGAAAGGAGACCGAAUGUAUCUCCGCAAUCCCCGUAGCUAUGGUUCAGUUCAUGGAGACAACUAUGCAAUGUUUUCCGGUCAUUUUAUUCAAUAAAAACUAUUAUAAAGUUUUA